UGGGCAAGAUUAGACUGUUCGUGACAAUAACAUAAAGGACAUACUUGACUUGCUUGAGCGAGCUGAACAGCCGCAUGAGUGUAGCGGGCUCAAAUGUUGGUCUGUUUCCUUCCUCCUCCCUCCCUGUCAUAAACAUUCCUGUAGUUUCGUUAAAAAACGCGCUCUGAAAACAGAUUGUCAAUGGUUAAUUCCGAGCAAGAGUACUUCGAAUAGUGGUGAAAGAAGGUAAGAUUGGCAACAAAGUGAAAUAUGGACCGGGGUGUAUCUGUAACGGAGCAGAGACUGGCCGAGAAACUCACGAUCUUGAACGAUCGAGGGAUUGGAAUGCUAACUCGAAUUUACAACAUCAAAAAAGCAUGUUCCGACUCCAAGUCCAGACCAGGAUUUUUAACAGAUAAAGCCCUGGAUCCUGCCAUUAAGGCUAUAGUGAAGAAAUUUCCAGUUACAGACACAAAGAGUGUCCAGGUUCAACCAGUUCACAGCAUCCAGAAUGAAGUUAUCAAGGGGCUCUCUAACUACUAUUAUACAUUUGUGGAUGUGAUGGAAUUCAGAGAUAACACCAGUGAACUUCUGACAGAGAUUGAUGCCAGUUUUGUACAUUUUGACGUUACUUUAAACUAUGACUUGACAAAGGCCUAUUUGGAUCUGAUUGUCACUUAUGCCUCACUCAUGAUGUUGGUAGCACGAGUAGAUGAUCGUAAAGCUGUCCUUGGCCUGUUUAAUCAUGCUUUUGAGAUGAAAAAUGGCAGAGGUGAAGACUCAUUCCCAAGGCUGGGUUCUAUGAUCGUUGAUUACGAAAAUCCACUGAAAAAAAUCGCUGAGCAAUUUGUUCCACAUCAACAGAGAGUGUCAACUGCACUUCAUUCAGUUCAUGAAAUAUAUAUCAGAAGAAACUCCACUGGUGAACAGUGGCGCCAAUCACAGAUUGUCAGUAUUAUCAGUGCACCAUUGCAAAUGUUGAAUCCGGUAACCAGUGAUGUGCCUCCAGUAGAGUACUUAUCACUGGAAACAGUUCAGAAGUGGAUAUUGUUUGGAUACACACUCUGCCAUCAGCAACUUGCCAUGCCUGGUGUGACAGACAUGUGGAAGGUUGCGCUACAGGACGGCUACUGUAUCACUUUGUUCCGGGAUGAAAUCAUCAUGUUUCAUAAGGAAUUCCAGAAUUUACUUGAUGGAAUGAAAGGAUACAACAAGCGGGUAAAAGAUAUUCAAGAUGCUGCUACACAGGCAAUAGCAACAAGAGGCCCAGUUCACAAGGAGCGACGUAAUUAUCUUAGGACUGCAUUAAAAGAAAUGUCAUUGAUUCUUUCUGAUCAACCAGGUCUCUUAGGACCCAAGAUUCUUGUAGUGCUUGAAGCAUUAAGCAUGGCCAAAGACGAAAUCAUGUGGCUUGUCAGACAUGCGUGUAAUUCACCACCAAAAGGAAGAAAGUUGAACCAAGAAGACUAUGUUGAUGUCAAAUUACCCCAGAUGUUGCUUUAUGUGGAGGAAGUCAGAGGUGCAAUUCAGAAGUAUGUCUCGGUGUUGCAGCGGUAUUUUGUCCAGUACUUAGGCGGCUUUGAUGUCGCAGUACUCAAGGAAGUUGUACAGAAAAUUUCAGUCUGCUCUGAUGAUAUAUCCAUGAUAAUGACCUCGUUUAUUGAUGAUCUGUCACAGCUUAAUGUCAAGCAAGUUGAAGCAGGAGACACGUUUGAUUUUGAGAGCCUCAGAUUGGACUGGAUGCGUCUCCAGGCUUAUACCAGUGUCCGUGGAGCAGCACCAGAGUUAAAAGAUAACAAGGACUUAGCAGUGCUGAUGAACAAUGUGGCAUUCCAUUCCAAACUUGUCGAUGCACCAGAAAAGCUUUUGAACGAGAUUUCUGACCUCUCAAUUUUCUGGAUACGCCAUCCUAUUGGAGACCGCAGUUUGUCUGCUGUGAAUCUGUUCCUUGAUUCUAUGGCAAAGGAAGCCAGGAACAUCUUGAGUCAGAUGUGUCCGGAUUAUAUUCAACUCAACCAGCAGCUAUGGCAGGUGCAAGCAGUUCGUCUGAUGACAGAAUUUUCUGCUGACCGAAAAAAGGACAAGAAUAAGAAAAAUGUGCAGAGUGAGUUUGUUCCACCCGGCAGUGAGAGCUUCAGAAAGACCAGAGAAUCCUUGACAACGUUGGAUCGAAAGCUAAUUGCUUUGACGGAAGUCUGCCGCGGGAUCACCUACACAGAGGCCAUUCCGGUGUGGGAACACAUCUUUGCUCCUCGGGAAUAUCUCAGCUCUCAGCUGGAGGAGUUCUUCACAAAGUCUGUGGUUACCAUGGCCCAGUUUGAUCAGGAUAACCUGAGGAUUGCUCGCCCCUCUGAAGUCCUUGGAAAUAUCAAGGCAAUGAUGGCUACGUUGCGGAGUCUGGAAAACUACACUGGUGUGGACAUGGCUCGUUUGUUCAAUCACGUGCUGCUACAGCAAACACAGCCUGAGGACAGCCAGGGAGCUAUCACCAUCACCAACAUGUACACAAUAUGNUUUUUUUUUUUUUUUGCUAUUUGGUUUUAUCUAAGAAUUAAUAUCUUUGCAAUGAUGGCUACGUUGCGGAGUCUGGAAAACUAUACUGGUGUGGACAUGGCUCGUUUGUUCAAUCACGUGCUGCUACAGCAAACACAGCCUGAGGACAGCCAGGGAGCUAUCACCAUCACCAACAUGUACACAACAUGGUACCUUGAUGUGUUCUUGCGGCGCGUAAUGACGGACAACAUUGUAUUCUCUCCUCGCCGUCGUGCUUUUGUCAACAAACCUGGUCAGGCAUUUAGAGCAGAGGAGUAUACAGAUGUUAAAGAACUACAAGCACUCGCUGAACUGCUUGGAGCUUAUGGGAUGAAAUAUUUGGGACAAAAGAUGAUGCAGCAAAUUGCGAGCCAAGUUGGCGAGAUUAAGAAACUCGUUGUUCAAAACAAAGAUGUGUUGACCAGCUUACGGACAAGUUUUGACAAGCCAGAACAAUGCAUGGAGCUCAUCAGAAGGCUGAAAAGUAUUGAAGACCUUGUGGCUAGAGUUGUAAUUGUUGGCGUUAUUUUAACGUUCCGUUCGCUGACUCAAGAAGCCCUGGAAAUGGUUCUAAAGAAGAGGGUGCCAUUUCUCAUGAACUCCAUUGUGGACUUUAAAGAGCAUUUCCCUCACGGCAACAACGACCGACCGCUUGUUGAAGAAAUGGCCACAUCAGCUGGCUUGCAGUGCGAGGUAGACCCAGUCCUCUGCCAAGCUCUCCGUGCCCAUAAAGAAAAAAAGCCUGAAGAGGACUCUUUGAUCUGGGCCUUAUUCCUGGUGUUUGUCGCUGUGGCUCUUCCUUCGUUGGCUUACAGAGACGCCUCUGAAUACAAUGCCGACUUAGAAGCGCAUGAAAACAACGCCCACUGUAUGGCAGCGUCCAUCAACCGCUUAGCAGGCGCUCUGUGUUUCAACAAUGGAGACAACGCUGAGGAAAGACUCCGAGAAUUUUUGGCGAUCGCGUCUUCUAGUUUGUUAAAGCUGGGAAUCGAAGUAGAGAAGGAUUUGAAGGCUCGUGAAUCCACGUACCUUCUCUUAGAUAUGAUCGUUAACGAUUCUCCAUACCUAACAAUGGACGUGUUGGAGUCAUGUUUUCCAUACGCCCUACUGAGGAAUGCCUACCACGAGGUGUACAAGAGAAAGCUUGAAGUCUGGUUGUAACUACACAAGUAAAGACGCUGAGAUGUACACACGAAGCGCAAGGCGAAAACUUCAACUAAAAGAAGACAAGUUUCUCGUGGACACCCUUAUGAUUAAUUCUCUGGCUUUCGUUUCACUCGGCACUGUUUUAGUCUUUUCUUUAGUAAUGUGACCAGUAUGUAAAAUCUCUGCAAAAUCGCUUUGAGUGCCCGGUCAAAUUCUCCUAUCUUGUGCUAUCAGAGCUGUAUUAACACAAGUAAUGAGAAUGUGUAUGUUAAUACCAAGGUUCAAAGGGUUUUAAAUCAUCAGAUUCCUAAACUGGUACCGUAAAAACCCUGUGGAGGCCAGUCAGAAAAAUUUGAUAGUUUUUGAAACGGUCACAAUGCACGCAAGUCAUGAAUGUCCGCAUUCAUGUUAAUUUUUAUAAAGGUGUAAUGAUAAAAGGUAGAGAAGAUGGGGGAAGGGGGUGAUUUCUGACCAUGAAAACCUCGAUUUUAAAUUGAAGCUGGAACUGAAGACAGCGUCAGACAUAGUGAAGGGUACAACGAGGUGUUAAAUGAUUUUAAGUAUUUGCACAACUGUGAAGUUCUGUAGAGGGAUAUUUUCGGAUUAUGAGAUUCAGAUAAACAAGACAGAUCGCACCCGAUAUAGCCUAACAACAUCAUCCUUGCAUCGUAAUUGCUACUAUAUGUAUCUGUUAGUUGUGCUCCUCAACUUUUAAUAAACCGGAAAGCAAGGAGCGUUUUUCAGA
Molecule: messenger RNA, 4402 nt
Organism: Orbicella faveolata
Lineage: Eukaryota; Metazoa; Cnidaria; Anthozoa; Scleractinia; Merulinidae
Product: nck-associated protein 1 homolog
Biological process (GO): cell migration; cortical actin cytoskeleton organization; cell morphogenesis
Cellular component (GO): SCAR complex
Source: RefSeq, a predicted model, not a curated record